GCCAACCGCCAUUAAACUCGAAGAAGAAGAAGGAGGAGGCGCAGAAGAUGAAGAAUAAGCUAAACAAUACCAGCGUUUGCUCCGAUAGGAGGAAAAAUUGUGGACAAAGCGUCUUUGUGCUGCUGUAAGAACCCGUUGAUGAGCGGAAAGGGAAAAAUGCGCAUUGUCACUGACGGAACUUUAACAGUGUGACACAUCCAGCGGCAAACAAUGCAGACGUUAGCUCCAUGAAUGUAUGGGAUUAGCUGUGAAAUGGUAGUGUAGUUGUUGUGUAGAAAAGUCACUUUCACUUAUAAUUAGACGACAAUGUGUUCAGUUGAGUCUUUGAGAGAGUUUGUCAACGAGCGACUAACUGCUGCUGCUGAAGAAAUAUUGGGAGUUUUUCAAAGAACCAUCGUCGAGUACGAGGAAGAGAUCGAUCGUCAGCGCAGACUGUUGGAUAUCGUUUGGAAACCCGAAAUACAGUCACACAGGACAGAGCUCCCACAGCAACAUGUGUGUAAGGAGGAGGAGGUUGUCCCUGAGCAGCAGCUCUGUAUUGAGGAGAGGAAGUGCAGUGUGGACCAAGAGGAGCCAGAGCCUCCAGAGAUUAAAGAGGAAGAGGAGGAAGUGUGCAGCAGUCAGGAGGGAGAGCAGCUUGUAGUGAAGCAGGAGACUGAUGGCUUUAUGUUGACUCCUGCUGAUGAGGAAAGUGAGCACAGUGAAGAUCAGACUCUGGACUUCAUUCAUGAUGACACUCAAAGUGCAGCAGAGAAAGAGUCUGUGGUCAACAUACCAUUUGUAAACUAUGUGAUACCAACCACCAGUGACCACCAGCUGCUCUCUCACAGCUCUCAUGUUGAGAGCCAAUAUCGGGAAGGAGGACAUCAUGAAAUGGAUGGUCUCAGUAACAAUGAUAACAACUCUGCCAUGUCCAAGAUUCACCUCAGCACUUACACAGGUGAAAAAUCUUUCAAAUGUGACACUUGUGGAAAAGCUUUUCAGUACAAGUAUAACUUAAAUACACACUUGAGAAGCCACACAGGUGAGAAGCCGUUUACCUGCAACACAUGUGGAACAGCUUUCAGAUACAAUAGUAGCUUGUUCGCCCACAUGAGAAUCCACACAGGUGAGAAGCCAUUUCCUUGCACAACAUGUGGGAAAGCUUUCAGAUAUAAAUGUCACCUAGAAAACCACAUGAGAAUCCACACAGGCGAGAAGCCGUUUACCUGCAAAACAUGUGGGAAAGCUUUCAGACAGAGUAGUGAGUUGAGUGUUCACAUGAGAACACACACUGGGGAGAAGCCGUACCUUUGCAAUACCUGUGGGAAAAGAUUCAGUGACAUAUCAGCAAUAAAAAGUCAUGUUAGAAUCCACACAGGGGAGAAGCCAUAUACAUGCACAACAUGUGGGAGAGCUUUCGGACAGAAAAGUCACCUGAAUGUCCACAUGAGAACACACACUGGUGAGAAGUCAUAACUUUGCAAGACCUGCAAGAAAUUACACUUUGAUGUGUCUCAAUUGGAAAGGCAUAUAAGACCUCAUACAGACAAGUGGCCUUGUGUUUGUAAAACAUGUUGGAGAUGAAUCAGUUCUGGUUCAUGGUCAAAACACACAAGAACUCAUGGAAGUGAGGAGUUACAUGUUUGCAGCACUUGUGGGUAAAGUUCUACUUAAAUCACACUAAGUUUUUUUAAAAUCUCUGUUGCACCCUGAGUGCAUAAUUUCUCAGUAGUGUAGAUGCUGUGGUCCAAACUUUGUGUGGUAAAAAUCUAAAUCAAAAAAGUUGUCAUAUUAGCAAGAAAUCCACUAUGGUGGACAUUUAAUUCCAGCUCACGGCUGUUUCAGCAGCAACACAAGACAACAAAUAAUUAUAAUAACACAGCUUUUUAUUGUGAAGAUUUAAGAAUAUCAGAUUCACCCUGAAGUCUAAAGCUGUUAGAUGUUUCUGUUCAUCAAGGCUGCAGAUGGGUGUGACUGACAUUAAAAGUAAAAGUAGUAAUAAUGAAGAAUGGUUCUUUUCUGAGUGUUAAGUUAUAACAUGUAAGAUGUGUCUUAAUGUUGCAGCUCAUCAGCUGGAGGUCAAGAUAAAGUAUAAUUUGAUACUGUUUGAUCAGAGGAGCUGCUAUAUAUUGAAUAAAUGUGUAAGCAGUGGAGGAACCAAACUAAUGGUACUUAAGUGCUUAAUGUGUGACAUUGAUUGUCCUCAGAUGGCCAUGAUUGCAUGCAAAUUCGUCAUAUAUGUGAAGUCUUGAACACUUCAAAUAAACAUAAAAAUAUAA
Epinephelus moara (kelp grouper) is the source of this 2261-nucleotide messenger RNA. Its product is annotated as zinc finger protein OZF-like. Lineage: Eukaryota; Metazoa; Chordata; Actinopteri; Perciformes; Serranidae. Gene Ontology annotation, molecular function: RNA polymerase II cis-regulatory region sequence-specific DNA binding; DNA-binding transcription factor activity, RNA polymerase II-specific. Bases 307 to 1458 code for a protein of 383 amino acids. The transcript is spliced from 2 exons. Gene Ontology annotation, biological process: regulation of transcription by RNA polymerase II. The record is from RefSeq and is a predicted model, not a curated record.